Messenger RNA from Trichoplusia ni (cabbage looper), 2628 nucleotides. It is a transcript of the gene Ssl1, whose product is annotated as general transcription factor IIH subunit 2. The coding region runs from base 1142 to 2356 and encodes 404 amino acids. Gene Ontology annotation, biological process: regulation of transcription by RNA polymerase II; DNA-templated transcription; nucleotide-excision repair. The record is from RefSeq and is a predicted model, not a curated record. Gene Ontology annotation, cellular component: transcription factor TFIIH holo complex; transcription factor TFIIH core complex. Lineage: Eukaryota; Metazoa; Arthropoda; Insecta; Lepidoptera; Noctuidae. Gene Ontology annotation, molecular function: zinc ion binding. The transcript has 9 exons.
UAGGAGCACUAAUAUAAAACUUGUCACAACAGGUUUGUGACGAGUUUGAGACGUAUCAUACGUAAGUAUUAAAUGAUCUGUGAAAACAAGGGAACUAAAGACUUCUCUACAAAUUGUUUUAAUGGAAACAAUGGAAUAGAGCUAAGAUAAAAAUUAAAAAAGAUUAUUUAAUUUUGACCAUUUGUCAGACUGUUCAGGAAUCAAGGCAAUGCAGAAUAUACGACCUUUAUUAAUACAUUUAGGACAUGAAAGUCAUCAACUGAACGCCAUAAUUUGAACAAUUUCACAACUAUACGAGCUAACUAGUUCUAAAAUUUCUUUUCGUGAUAUUCGUGGAUUUCUUGUUUCGUGAUAGCUUGGUGCCCCUACAGAAGGUUACAUAAAGAAAAUAUUUGCGAUUGGUUCAUAAAUUUUGUAGGAAAAGGUAAUUUGCCUUUCAUGUAAAGAUAAAAUGUACGAAUAGACUAUUACGACGAGUAAAUUAAUCAGAAUUGUUUUAAAAACUCCAAAGGCUUACUAGCGCUGUGAAUGGGCGUCAUGUUUUUCCUAUUAUUUUAUUAAUUUGUCUAGCGUAGUGCGACAAUACUAAUAGGUAUGUGCUUUGUAAUUAUGAAAUGCUAAUUUUAUGAUUAAACUGAAUUCAAUGUAUGUACAUGAAAUGGAUUUGUAAAAACUUAAUAAUUAAAAAAAAACUAAAUAUUAAACCUUUUUGAUACACUUAAAAGAUCGUUAUUAAAAUUAUGAUUAUAUAUUGCCCAAGAGGCCAUUUUGAUUGUAUCAAAUAUUCAAGAUUGUGUUCUGAUUGUUAAUGAGCAAACAUAAAAACAUGUAUGAUGUGGUAUGGUUACCUUUAUGAGCCAUCGACAAUAUACGCACUUUUCGGCUAGCUUGACCAUGGACCAAUAGUAUAGGCUAUGGUAAGCUUCACUAUGACAUGUUUUGUUGUCACACUGACAGUAACAUGACACUCAUGACACAUGACAGUUGUUUUGUCAACAAUCUGUGAGUGCAUCUGCUGGACUGUUGCAGAUUGAAAGAAAGUAAAUAUAACAUAAAACUUGAUCGAUAUAAACAUUGAAACUAUUUCAGCUUAGUGAAUAAAGCCAGUUUUAAAGAAGCUCUUUAAAGUUAUAAAAAUAAAAUGGCUGACGACGAGCAGGAUGCUAAAGAAUACCGGUGGGAAACAGGUUAUGAAAAGACUUGGGAAGCUAUCAAAGAAGAUGAAGAUGGUUUGGUGGAAGGACUGGUGGCGGAGUUCGCACAGAAGGCGGCGCGGAAGGCUGUGGUGCCUCGUCGAGGUCCAGUGAGGCUGGGCAUGAUGAGGCACGUACUUGUCGCUGUAGAUUGUUCUGAGGCUAUGAACUCGCAGGAUCUUAAACCAUCGAGGUUUCUCUGUACACUGAAGCUUCUAGAAAAGUUUGUUGAAGAAUAUUUUGAUCAGAACCCUUUAAGUCAACUUGGUUUACUAUUAAUGAAAAAUAAAAGAGCAGAAAAAUUGACUGAGCUUUCAGGCAAUGUAAGAAAGCAUAUUAAGUCAUUACAAGGAUUGACAGAAAUGGCUCUGAGUGGGGAGCCAUCUUUACAAAACACUCUGGAGUUGGCCAAUCGUAUCCUUAAACCCCUACCUGCACAUGCCUCAAGGGAACUUCUUGUAUUAUUUGCCUCUCUUACUACUUGUGAUCCCAGCGAUAUUACUACCACCAUACAGGCACUAAAAACUGAAGGAAUUCGUUGUUCUGUAAUUGGUCUAGCAGCAGAAGUAAGAAUUUGUAAGAAAUUAUGUCAAGACACGGGUGGAGAAUAUGGGGUGGUACUAGACGACGUGCACUACCGCUCCCUGUUACUGGACUCGACCAGUCCGCCGCCGCGGGCGCGCGCGUUGGACGCCGGCCUCGUCAAGAUGGGCUUUCCGCACUCCGCGCCGCCGACCAACCAGACCGACCCCGGGACUAACGCUGACCCACCCAUCACCGUCUGCAUGUGUCAUUUAGAGGAAGGCGAGGGUGUCGGCGGUGAGGGUCACCUGUGUCCUCAGUGUCGCAGCAAGUACUGCUCGCUGCCCGCGCAGUGCCGCACGUGUGGCCUCACCUUAGCAUCGGCCCCGCAUCUAGCCAGAUCAUAUCAUCACUUGUUUCCUGUCGAUCCCUAUGAAGAAAUGCCAAACGAGGGUCAAGCACAAUACUGUUUUGCUUGCUUAAGAAACUUCACAGACCUAGAUAAACAGGUAUAUCGUUGUACUCGCUGUCAUGAGUUUUACUGCUGGGAGUGCGAGAGCGUGGUCUCUACAACACUGCACGUGUGUCCGGGCUGCGCGUCGAGACCACACCUGUACCAGCGACUGCCGGAAGCCUCGUGAACACCAUAGACUAGACACGGUAGAGCCAGGUACUGGCAGCAACAAAAAUGAAUCAAUAGUGUAGUAUUAAUAAUAAAAAAAAAAAAUUUGAGUUUGAACCAGUUUUUAGUAGAUGUAGAUCAACAAACAACGAUUUAUCAUUUUUUUUGUAAAAAACAAAUGCGUCAAUGAAUUUCACCACAGACUCUGAUUCUGACUAAUGUUUUAAAUAUCUUCGUUCCGGCUAUCUCUUGCAGUAAGCAGACAAGUAUUAUAGACCCUGUCUAAUUAUA